GCCGUCGGUGCAGUGCGUUACGCGUCGCCCGUGUUUUCGUUUGUGCGUACGAUUUAUCGUUAUUGUAGUGUCUUAUGUACCAUAUACGAAAUUCAAAUUACUAUCGUGAUAAUAAUAAACGUCGACGGGAAAACGAGAGUUGCCAUUACGAUCGUAAAACAAUACAAUAAUAUAACAAUCAUAAUUAAUUACCGUCGUCGCGCCGUUUGUCAGAUCGCCAAAGGGGAAUUUCAACGUUUAGUGUGCGUCAGCCGCCGCCGCAACACCACCAGUCCAGUGCAUCUCGUAGUUGCAGCCGGCGCCGAGUGCGAUUUACCAACGUCCCCGUUACCACUUACCGGGUAUAUAUCGCGUGGUUACCCCGCCGACGUCCGAACGUGAGUGCGCGCGUGCGCAGUACCGACCGCUGAAGUUGCAAUAAUACUAUCAUCAAAUUAUCAUUAUAGUGACAUAGUGAUCGUCCCAGUACCUGUGUAUUUCCCGACUUCGCCGAGACCGGUUCACACGCGGCGCGAAUCAUGUUCGUCGACGUGCUCAGGCGGUACUUGCUGAUCGUGUGGAACUUCUUCUUCGGACAGGUCUCUACUGAAUCGAUCAAAGGCAGUCCGCCGUCCUGUCCCGAGGACAAACCUGCAGUUUCGGCUGACGUAGUUUCUCCCAUCGAGGUUGUUGGCAAUGACGAUAAGAUCGAAAACGGUGAUGACGAAGAUGAUGAUAUCGAAGAGAUUUUUGAUGACGAAGAAGAAGACGGAGAGGAAUUGGACUUAGAAGACGAAGAUGAAAUUGAAGAUGACCAAGACGAAAAAGCAGCGAUCGUACCCAAAAAACCCGAAGAUAAAGUUGUAUCGAAUGACACGCCUAUUAAACCCAGCGUUCCUACCACUAAAACCGAAGAGGUCAAAGCACCAGUCGUUGUGCCAAAGCCGAAAGACGAAAUAAAAAAACCAGAGCCGCCAAAAGCCCCCCAGGAAAUCAGUGAAAAACCAAAAAUUGAUGUCGACAACACCAAAAAAUCGGAGGCUCCCGCCAAGCUAAAGCCGGAAUUCGAGGCAGGUGAGAGGGAAGGAGCUUCAGCUAAAGUUGCGGCGCCCGAAAAGGACGCGUCCAAGUUCAAGUCAGAGUUUGAAAUCGUAGAGAGGGAGGACAAAGACGUGCUGCCACCGAAGCCAAAGACCGAGUUCGAAGUGGUCGAGAGAGGCGCGGCGGUGAAACCCGUGCUGCCGCCUCCACCACCUCCAACUUCGUCGUCAGCGACGAUCAAAGACGAUCCUAGCCGGCCGUCCGAAAAAAUCGGCAGCGACGACGACAAAGUCGCUCCGAAACCAGCGGUACCGGAAAAGGCUGCGGCCCACGUGAAAUUUCAAGAAGACGACGAUACCUCAGGCAAAGUCCACGCACCGGCCGCGGACUUUGCGACUCUGGAAAAAGGUGAAACAGUUGUCAAACCACCGGGUGUAACGACGACUGGACGUAAUGCAGCCACCUCAGACGCGGUCGGAGACUUUUUGUCGGCCGAACAGACGCACGGCGGUCAACUCCUGAAAAGUCACCACGAAUCCAUUCAAGACCAACAGUUGGAUUACAGUGAUUCCGGUGAAGAGCUAUCGGACGACGACAUUGAAAUCGAUUACGAGGACGACGAGGACGACGAAGAAGUGGUAGAAGUGAAACCUCUGCCGCCCGUCGCUCGAAGCGUUUAUAAAAAGAACGACUGAACCACCGCCGUGUUUUGUUUAGUUGUCUCGACAGCCAUUGUAUAAAAAUAGUUAAAAUACAUACUUUAUUCUUUUUAUAACUGUAAAUUAAAAAAAAAAUCUUACCCAUUAAAUAAAAAUAA
Molecule: messenger RNA, 1837 nt
Organism: Myzus persicae (green peach aphid)
Lineage: Eukaryota; Metazoa; Arthropoda; Insecta; Hemiptera; Aphididae
Product: protein ENL-like
Exons: 3
Coding region: 519-1715 (398 amino acids)
Source: RefSeq, a predicted model, not a curated record